CAUCAUUAAUCGAAUUUUCCUUACAAGUUCAAAAGUUAGAUAAAAGUAAAUAAUAUGUCGGGCAGAGGAAAUCUAUUGAGUUUAUUUAACAAAAAGAAUUGCACUUCCGAAAUUUCAUCUUCAAGUGAUGAUCGUGAAAUAGAUAGCGGUUUGGAUGUAGACCAUUCCGGUUCAAGUGGAGAGUCUCUUCGAUUUGAAAAGAAAAUAGGAUGUGAUAUCUUAAAUUCUUUGGAACACGUUAACAUUUCAGUAGGUCGAGGACGGGCACAACUAAUACAAUCAUUAAAAAAUGAAAAAGCGUCAUUUAAAGAAGUUAUUUUGAAUGAACAUUCGCUUUCUAAAGCUACACGUAUUGGAGAAUCAAAAGGUUCUCAAUUGGGAAAAGAUAUUUCAGGCAAUGAUCUUUUUUACCCCAACGUAGUACACGGAUCAAAAGGAUCUACAAUCAGAUUAUCUUGCAAUUACUUAGAGAUAACUACGGAUAAAACUAAAGGAGUUUUCCAAUAUGAAGUGCGAUUUUUUCCCAACGUAGAUUCUCUUCACUUAAGAAUGAAAUAUUUAAACGAACAUAAAGAGAAACUUGGAGGAUGCAAAACAUUCGAUGGCACGACGUUGUAUUUGCCAAUUUUGUUGGAAAAUCAAAUGACAGUUUUUGUUUCAAAAACUGAAUGUGAGGAUGUUGAGAUACGAAUUUUAUUUAAGAAAAAAGAAGACCUCAAGAAUUGCGUUCAUUUAUAUAAUAUACUAUUUGACCGCGUCAUGAAGACAUUAAGCUAUGUAAGGUUUAAUCGGAAACAGUUUGACCCUUCACGCCCAAAAGUUAUUCCUCUAGCUAAAUUGGAGGUUUGGCCAGGUUACGUUACAGCAGUUGAUGAAUACGAAGGCGGUCUAAUGCUGUGCUGUGAUGUGUCUCAUCGAAUCCUUUGCCAAAAAACUGUAUUGGAUAUGCUUGUAGAUAUUUACCAGCAAAACGUAGAAAACUUCCAAGAAUGUGCUAGAAAGACCAUAAUUGGCAAUAUAGUUUUAACAAGGUAUAACAAUCGUACUUAUAAAAUAAAUGAGAUUUGUUUUGACCAAACUCCGAACGCCAUGUUUCAAACUAAAUCUGGGGCCACAAGUUAUGUAGAUUAUUAUAAAAAAUAUCACAAUAUUAACAUUAAAGACAUUAACCAACCUCUGCUUCUUAGCAUCAAAAAGUCAAGAGUAAACACUGACGAAAAUGAAAAUAUACAGUUCGGCUUAAUACCUGAACUUUGUUACCUUACUGGACUGCGUGAUGAUAUUCGGUCAGACAAUAAACUUAUGCGUGAAAUUGCUACAUUUACAAGAGUUUCUCCAAAUCAACGCCAAAUGGCCUUAGAUAAGUUUUUCGACAAUGUUUCUAAGACCCCUGCAGCAAGAGAAAUUCUGGAAAGUUGGGGGCUUUCGCUUACAAAAAACUGCAACAUACUAAAAGGACGACAAUUGGACAUAGAACAAAUCUAUUUUUCCAAACAGACGGUGUCUGCCGGAAAAAACGCAGAGUUUUCAAAAUAUGCUGCAAAUACUGAAAUGUUCCAUGUUGUGCACAUUCAAAAAUGGAUAUUAAUCCAUUUGAGAAAUGAUCUAAAAGCCGCAAAUAACCUACUUGAUAAUAUAAAGCAAUGCUGUAAGUCACUCGGGAUAAAUGUUUCUAAGCCAACAAUGAUUUCAUUAGAUCAUGAUCGAAUCGAUGCUUAUAUUCAAGCUCUACGCCGAAAUAUAGAUUUAAAUUCACAAAUCGUCGUCUGUAUAUGUCAUAAUAGUAGAGAAGAUCGAUACUCUGCAAUAAAAAAAAUAUGUUGUUCAGAAUUGCCCAUACCAUCACAGGUUAUAAACGCAAAAACCUUAUUGAAUGAAACAAAAAAUCGUUCAAUUGUUCAAAAAAUUGUGUUACAAAUGAAUUGUAAAAUUGGAGGAUCCUUGUGGACCGUUAAAAUUCCAUUUAAAAAUGUAAUGAUAUGCGGAAUUGACUCUUAUCACGACCCAUCUAAUAAAGGGAGUUCUGUUGCAGCAUUUGUGGCGUCUAUGAAUUCAUCGUAUACACAAUGGUACAGCAAAGCUAUAGUACAAACAAGAUGUGAAGAAAUCGUUAAUGGGCUAACUGCCUGUUUUGAAGAUGCACUAAAAAUGUACGAAAAACGAAAUGGCUAUUUACCAGAGAGUGUUAUUAUUUACAGGGAUGGAAUCGGAGAUGGUCAGUUAAAUAUCUGUUCUAAAUACGAAAUUUCUCAAUUUGAAAGUGUAUGCAGAGAUCGAAUAAAAAUAUCUUUUAUUGUAGUACAAAAGAGAAUAAAUACAAGGCUUUUUUCGGGAAGCAACAACAAUUGUGACAAUCCGUCGCCAGGAACAAUAGUCGAUAACCAUAUAACUAGAGCUAAAAUGUUUGAUUUCUUUUUGGUUUCGCAAUUGGUUCGACAGGGUACUGUUACCCCUACUCAUUUUGUUGUUUUACGAGAUGGCGCGAACUAUGGGCCAGAUAUCAUACAAAAAUUAAGCUACAAACUGUGUUUUUUAUACUACAAUUGGCCCGGCACUGUACGAAUUCCGGCUUGUUGUAUGUACGCUCACAAAUUGGCUUAUUUAAUUGGACAAAGUAUUCAACGGGAUAUAGCUGACACGCUUUUGGAUAAGCUAUUCUAUCUUUAACUUUGUAAAAAUUUUCUGUUCCUAAUAAACUAAAAAAGCAGAAA
This is a messenger RNA of Drosophila serrata, 2711 nucleotides long. It is a transcript of the gene AGO3, whose product is annotated as Argonaute 3. Lineage: Eukaryota; Metazoa; Arthropoda; Insecta; Diptera; Drosophilidae. The record is from RefSeq and is a predicted model, not a curated record. Gene Ontology annotation, molecular function: protein binding; RNA binding.